CUCUCCGGCCCCGAGGCGCUAUGCCGCCCCGCCGGGAGAUACGCGGGCGGUUCCUGCGUGCCAGCCACGUACCAGCCCGCAGCACCAGCACUGAGAACGAGCACCGAGCCGCUCCCCCAGCGGGAUGCGGGAGAUGGUGCUGCCCGGCGGUGGCAGCGCGACGAGGCGGGGGGCGGCGUGGGCGCAGGUGAGCUCUCGCCGUGCUUUCUCCCCCCCGCCCCGCGUCCCGUACUGCGUCUGUUUCCGGCGUGCUCACAUCCCCGCUCUGCCGGCGGGCGCCGCGCUGGUAACAAGCCGGGGCUGCGCUGCUGCAACCUCGCGGCCUUUCCGCUCUUUGGCCCUCUGUCUGCAGUGCAGCAGGCCUGCCCGGCGAGCCCCGGCUCUCGUGGUAUCUGUACAAGGAAGGCAGUGAAUGGGCUGAUUCUAGUGCUGACGAUUUGCAAUAAACAGAGGUACCUCAGCUUGCGUUAACAAUGGAGGCAGCCAUGCAAACUAUAUGGUAAUUAAAAAUAAACAAAAACCAUUCCUCGCAGUACAAGGCACUUCCAAUAUUAUUCAAUGCCUCACAUCUCAGAAGAUGAAAAGGAGAAUGGUUCUGGAAACAAUGGAAACACUGAAAAGAAACCUGGGAAAGAAUCCUCAGAAGCUUCUCUUCGUGAUCCUAUAAAGUCGUACUGCAUCUCAGAUGCCUCCACUGUGUCUUUGGUGUCCAGGGGAGAUGGACAUUACCCAUGGGGUUGUCCUGUGACUCAUACACGAGAGAAAUUUUAUACCAUUUGUUCAGACUAUGCUUUUUUAAACAGAGUAACAUCUAUUUGUAAAAGCCCAAGUGCUUCAGUUAGUGGCUGCCUGUCAGGCAGUGCUGCCUUAAAUGUUGGAAAUAACACACCUAGUUUACUGGGCAUUCAAGCUGGUGCUUCAGAAAUAAUCUACGGUGAAGAUGCUAACUUGGAAACCUUGUCUGGCAGCCUUGGAAAGCUUCCGCUGGCGUGGGAAAUUGACAAAUCAGAAUUCAACAGUGUGACUGCGAAUCAUAAAAACAAAGCAGGGAACAUGAAGAAACAAGUGGCAAAGAAAAAGUCCUCAGACAAAAAAAGCAAACAGCACAAGGAGUGUCCUCAGCUCUCUGCUCUCGAAGAUGUGAAGGAGAGGAAAGUGUUGGACCUCCGACGAUGGUAUUGUAUUAGCCGACCUCAGUACAAGACUUCUUGUGGAAUUUCUUCAUUAGUGUCUUGCUGGAAUUUCUUGUAUAGUACUCUGGGAGCUGGCAGUUUACCACCUAUUACUCAAGAAGAAGCUUUGCAUAUAUUAGGUUUUCAACCCCCAUUUGAGGAGAUUAGAUUUGGUCCUUUCACUGGAAAUACAACUUUAAUGAGAUGGUUUAGGCAAAUAAACGAUCACUUCCAUAUCAAGGGGUGCUCAUAUGUUCUGUAUAAACCUCACGGAAAGAACAAGACAGCUGGAGAAACUGCUGUGGGGGCCCUUGCAAAGCUAACACGUGGACUGAAAGAUGAAUCAAUGGCUUACAUCUACCAUUGCCAAAACCAUUAUUUUUGUCCAAUUGGAUUUGAAGCAACCCCAGUAAAAGCUAGUAAAGCAUAUAGGUUGCUGGAUUUGGACUCGGGGGUUCCCAGUUCAACCACAGACUUCCAUUGUGAUUUUAGAGGUCGUGUUUUGCAGCAAGAAGUAGAAUAUUGGAUCUUAAUUGGAGAGCCGAGCAGAAAACAUCCAACGAUACACUGUAAAAGGUGGGCAGAUAUUGUCACUGACCUAAACACCCAAAAUCCAGAGUAUCUAGAUAUUCGACACCUAGAGAGAGGCCUGCAGCAUCGGAAAACAAAGAAGGUUGGAGGAAAUCUUCAUUGUAUCAUCGCCUUUCAGAGACUUAACUGGCAAAGAUUUGGUCCUUGGAAUAUUCCAUUUGGAAGUGUCAGACAGGAUAAACAAUCCCAAACACAAGGACAAGGUAUUGCCAAAUCUGAGAGUGAAGACAAUAUCUCUAAAAAACAACAUGGACGACUGGGACGAUCUUUCAGUGCUGGUUUCCACCAAGAAUCUACGUGGAAAAAAUCAAGUCUUCGUGAGAGGAGGAACAGCGGGUAUCAGAGCUAUAAUGAUUAUGAUGGAGAUGAUUAGAAUUAACUUUAGGUAAUAGAAUUUAUAUAUCAAAGUUAGUUUUAAUCAACACAGAGUAGGGGUUUAUUAAUCCUAGGAUACAUAUGAAUAGAAAAUACGGCAUAAAUACAGCUUUGUAAUCCUUAAAUCAAUUAUGAGUUACAUGGUUGCAGUGGAUGACAUCUGAUACAUGAACUGACAGAUAAGCACAGAUUAUUGUACUUUUGUAAUCAAAAGCAGAUAUGACAAUUAAAUCAAUCACUUAUUUUGAAAUGACAAUACUAUAUCCUGAUCUGUGAGAAUAAAAGAGCAGAUUGAAGUUAGCCAAUGUAAUAAACAGAUUUCAUUGAAAAUACUUGAUAUUCAGAAGCAUGAAAAUGUAUUAUAUGACUUUAUAAAAAGGGUUAUACUGCAUAUGGUGUAAGGGUAAAAGUGAACAUUUGCCUUCCUUUUUAGCACUCCAUUUUGUUAAGGCUGCUGAUAUCCAGUGAGAAGAAAGAAAUUGCAUAAGUUAGAAAAUCUUGUCAGAUUAACAAAAUGAAUGUAUAUUCUCAAUCUCGUUGUCAGUAGAAUUCUGUGAGUCAGAUAAUCCUGUUUUGUAGGUAGAUCCCAGUUACUUUUCCCAUAGUGAGAUACCUGUUUUAGGCUGAGAAGAAUUGGUGGUUACAAGGAAGGUAUGAAGAUGGACUUUUACUGCUCUGUUGAUACAGUAGCAGGUUUUCUAUCAUGUGAACUCUGGUGAGCAGUGACUGCAUAACACAGAGCCCUGAAAAUCAAUUUUAUCAAGCUGCAUUUAACCUGAGCCCAACGAUUUGGCUGAUCAGAGAGUUCUGCUGCCAAUUCUUUUCCUUGUUCAGUCUUAAAACUCCUGUUGUUUUUGUGCUGCUCUCUUAAUUCUGUAUAAAGGAGAUGCAAGUGCCGAGAACUGCUGGCAGCCCUUAUGAUAUACCUCUAUGCCAGCAAACGACCCAAGUCUUUUCAGGUGUCCCACGUGCGGUCUUUUGUUUCGUUUUGUUUGUUUUUCUUUCUCGUUUAUUCAGUUGUUUGUGCCCCAAAUGCAUCUCGGCGUUUGUAACUUUGUGUGCAAACCUGCUCCAGGCUGUUUUAUUUUUUACAUAAAAUGCAACGUUUUUUGUAGGUCGAUGCUAUUGUUAACCAAAAAUAAUAAUAAUAAUAAUAAUAAAUGGGAGGGAGACUUUCAGACUUCUGUUCAUUCAAUAAAAUUUGUUUUUUAUUU
Molecule: messenger RNA, 3352 nt
Organism: Coturnix japonica (Japanese quail)
Lineage: Eukaryota; Metazoa; Chordata; Aves; Galliformes; Phasianidae
Gene: BIVM
Product: basic, immunoglobulin-like variable motif containing
Cellular component (GO): nucleus
Molecular function (GO): DNA endonuclease activity; single-stranded DNA binding
Source: RefSeq, a predicted model, not a curated record